Molecule: messenger RNA, 805 nt
Organism: Tinamus guttatus (white-throated tinamou)
Lineage: Eukaryota; Metazoa; Chordata; Aves; Tinamiformes; Tinamidae
Source: RefSeq, a predicted model, not a curated record
AUGUUCGUGUCCGGGUCGGGAGAAAACAGCCGUGGGUACCGGGACGCGAGCGGGACUGUGCGGGUGUCCGAGCGUAAAGGAAACGUGCCUUUUAAAUGUUUUAAAACUGAUUCUAAUAUCUUCCCCACCCCCUCUUUUUUUUUCCUUUCCCCUCUUUCUUUCAAGGUCCUUGAUGCUUCAACACUCAGCUUUGGUACCAGAGUCAAAUGGUUUGGCAUAUGUUUUAUUGCUGGCAUUGCGUGUUCUAUUCUCGUAAGUAAAGUGUAACAAACCCCAAAGGGAAUCAAACUUUUUGCAGUGUUCUAUACUCUGGGAAAUAUUGCUGCAUUAGCCAGUACAUGUUUCCUGAUGGGGCCCCUGAAGCAAUUGAAAAAAAUGUUUGAGCCAACGAGGUUAAUAGCUACAAUUGUGAUGCUGCUUUCUCUAAUAUUGACCCUCUGUGCUGUGUUCUGGUGGGGUAAAAAAGGUUUGGCAGUAUUAUUCUGCAUAUUGCAGUUCUUGGCAAUGACCUGGUAUAGUCUGUCAUAUAUUCCUUAUGCAAGGGAUGCUGUGAUUAAAUGCUUCUCAUCCUGUCUAGAAUAAAUUAAGAGCAGGGAGCCACUUUACACUUUAAGAGCCAACUUUUCUUCUUCUGUGAAUUUUGCUCAAAAAGCUAUACUCUUCUACUCCUGAAAUACCUAGUGACAACUUAGCAUUGUCCUUGCCUUUGCAGUUGGAGGAUUAAAUCAUUUUUGCUAGUAUCAGUUUUAAAAAUAAAUUGGGAUAACUGCAUUUCUUUACACUGGAACAUUUAGGUUUUUUUUUA